Messenger RNA from Ricinus communis (castor bean), 1274 nucleotides. Its product is annotated as cytochrome b-c1 complex subunit Rieske-4, mitochondrial. The transcript has 2 exons. The coding region runs from base 154 to 948 and encodes 264 amino acids. The record is from RefSeq and is a predicted model, not a curated record. Gene Ontology annotation, cellular component: membrane. Gene Ontology annotation, molecular function: quinol-cytochrome-c reductase activity; 2 iron, 2 sulfur cluster binding. Gene Ontology annotation, biological process: mitochondrial electron transport, ubiquinol to cytochrome c. Lineage: Eukaryota; Viridiplantae; Streptophyta; Magnoliopsida; Malpighiales; Euphorbiaceae.
AGAAGGGGUCGACGCCAGCGUUGAUUGGGUGUAAAAAUAGAAUACAAGGGAAAAAGGCGACGAAGGAAUGUGCGAGUUUUGCAUAGAAAAAGAACAGUGAAUACCCUAACAAAAGAAAGACAUUUCCAUCUCCAUAGUAGAAGCUUGAGGAAGAUGCUAAGGGUAGCCGGGAGGAGGCUGUCAUCGCAAUGGAGGACAUCGCAAGCAACCUCCGUCUUUCCUCACCAAAACGUCCUUCCUCAUCCCUCUUUCCGAUCCAUCCUCUCUCCCUCUCGUUUCUCCUUCUCUCCUGAUCUAAUCAGAGGAUUUUCAUCUGAAGCCCUUGCACCAGGACAUGAUUUGGGUAUGAUCUCAGAUCUCCCAGCUACCGUAGCAGCAGUGAAGAACCCUACUUCGAAAAUUGUCUAUGAUGAGCACAACCAUGAGCGUUUUCCACCUGGUGACCCCAGCAAGCGUGCUUUUGCCUACUUUGUCUUGACAGGUGGGAGGUUUGUGUAUGCCUCCUUGAUUCGUCUUCUGGUUCUCAAGUUAGUUCUGAGCAUGUCCGCCAGUAAAGAUGUCCUUGCCCUUGCGUCUCUUGAGGUGGACCUCUCUAGCAUUGAACCUGGGACCACUGUUACAGUCAAAUGGCGUGGGAAGCCAGUUUUCAUUAGGCGACGAACUGAAGAGGAUAUUAAUCUGGCUAACAGCGUUGAUGUUGCAUCCCUUCGUGAUCCUCAGGAAGAUGCUACAAGGGUGAAGAAUCCAGAAUGGCUCGUGGUGAUUGGGGUCUGCACCCACUUGGGGUGCAUCCCAUUACCCAAUGCUGGUGAUUUUGGUGGUUGGUUUUGCCCAUGCCACGGUUCACACUAUGACAUCUCUGGAAGGAUCCGCAAGGGGCCAGCGCCUUUCAAUUUAGAGGUUCCCACUUACAGCUUUUUGGAAGAUAACAAGUUGCUCAUUGGGUGAGAAUCUCUGCGAGAAUUCUGUUCUGGGGCUUUUAGGUUUAUUUUGUGUUGUCAUAAUAGACAUUGUCCAUAUCCCCUACACCUGGGAAAUACAGACGACAGUUUUGGAAAUUUUUCUUCAUUCUUCUGUUUUGUUUUUCACUAAAUGCGCUUCCAAUUUGGACAAUGUAAUCUUCUACCAUUUCUUGACCGGGUUACUAUUAGGAAUAAUACACCUGGAUAUUUGUUGAGCAUUCUCAGAUUAAUUGUAUCGAGUUUAUUGUACCAAGAAUUAAAUGUUGCUGUCUUUAUUAGGUCCUUGAUAAAGAUUUCUGCACUUCAUGAUUA